Messenger RNA from Poecilia reticulata (guppy), 3062 nucleotides. It is a transcript of the gene pals2b, whose product is annotated as protein associated with LIN7 2, MAGUK p55 family member b. NCBI's taxonomy places the organism in Eukaryota, Metazoa, Chordata, Actinopteri, Cyprinodontiformes, Poeciliidae. The record is from RefSeq and is a predicted model, not a curated record. Gene Ontology annotation, molecular function: protein binding.
UGGUGUCGGCAGUCUGCUGCGGGACCAGGACAGACAGCUGAAGAGAGGGGGGGGUUGGAUGUGAAUGUCCGACCGGGACAAACCGUGGACCACCGCGAACUCACGCGCGCGACUCACAGUUCAACAGGUUGGCAGUGCUAGACAGGACAUAGUUGCUACUACUGGUGGUUUGCCAGUGGUUUGCCUUUGCGUAUUUGUGGCAGCUGGAAGGAAAGAAGAGCAAAGGAGGACCUGGCUAUGGUCACAACUAUGGACGAUCCCUGUCGGAAUGGGGUGCAGGAGGAGGUAAUGCCCUCUGGACAACCUGCCACGGAGAGGCCCCCAGCUGUGCAGUCCUCUCAGGGAGCAGAGACAUCUGGAGCAACGCAGCAGGAUAAUGUUGGCGAGGGGCCUACGUCCACAGGCGUGAAAGACAUCGACCUGCUUUUUCUGCGCGGCAUCAUGGAAAGUCCAAUUGUACGCUCCCAUCCUCAGGCUCAGGAGCAGCAGGAAGAUGUCAAGCUAGAAGCGGUGCAGGAUAACAACAUGGAGCUGGUGACGGAGAUCUUGGGCGACAUCAGCAACCUCAAGGUGAAAGAUGACAGCGCGACUGAACUGUCGAAGAUCCUGCAGGAGCCGCACUUCCAGUCCCUUUUGGAGGCACACGACAUGGUGGCAUCAAAAUGCUAUGAUGUGCCCCCACCGGCUGAGACGGCCAACGACGCAGCGGUCAACAGCGCGCUCAUGCAGGCCGACGCCGUCCGCAUGAUCGGCAUUCGAAAGAAGGCUGGCGAGCCACUGGGCGUGACCUUUCGUGUAGAAAAAGAUGACCUGGUCAUCGCCAGGAUCCUGCAUGGCGGCAUGAUCGACAGGCAAGGCCUGCUCCACGUGGGUGACAUCAUUAAAGAGGUGAAUGGCAAGGACGUCGGCAACAACCCCACAGAGCUGCAGGAGAUGCUGAAAAACUGCAGCGGAGGCAUCACGCUGAAGAUCCUCCCCAGCUACAGGGAUGCUCCUGCACCUCCACAGGUGUAUGUGCGGCCAUACUUUGACUACGAUCCAGCCAGUGACAACCUGAUUCCCUGUCGAGAGGCGGGAAUGGCUUUUAAGAGAGGCGACAUCCUUCAGAUUGUCAACAGAGAGGAUCCCAACUGGUGGCAGGCGUGCCAUGUAGUGGGUGGUGCCACAGGACUAAUACCCAGUCAGUUCUUGGAGGAGAAGAGAAAAGCGUUUGUCCCUAGAGACUUUGAUGGAUCAGGAAUUCUCUGUGGCACCUUGGCAGGGAAGAAAAAGAAGAAGAUGAUGUACUUAACAGCCAAGAAUGCAGAGUUCGACAGACACGAGUUGCAGAUCUAUGAGGAAGUAGCCAAAGUCCCUCCAUUCCAGAGAAAGACGCUAGUCCUGAUUGGUGCUCAGGGGGUGGGCCGACGCAGCCUGAAGAACAGACUGAUGGUCCUCCACCCCACACGCUUUGGCACCACUAUACCAUAUACGUCACGGAGGCCCCGUGACGAGGAGCUAAACGGCAACACCUACCACUUUACCUCGCGGACAGACAUGGAGGCGGACGUGAAGGCCGGUCGCUUCCUGGAACACGGCGAGUAUGACGGCAACCUGUAUGGCACAAAGAUCGACUCCAUACACGAGGUGGUCGCCGCGGGACGCACCUGCAUCCUGGACGUUAACCCCCAGGCGUUGAAGGUACUGAAGACAGCAGAGUUCAUGCCCUACGUGGUUUUCAUUGCAGCGCCUGAUUUUGACACACUCAAGGCCAUGCACAAAGCAGUGGUGGAUGCAGGGCUCACAACAAAGCAGCUCACGGACGUGGACCUGAGGAAGACCGUGGAUGAGAGCGCCCGUAUCCAGAGGGCUUACAACCACUACUUCGACCUGACCAUCGUCAACGACAACCUGGACAAAGCCUUCGAGACGUUACAGGCCGCUGUGGACAAACUGUGCUCCGAGCCUCAGUGGGUCCCAGUGAACUGGGUGUAUUAAGGACUAGAACCGGCGCUUCCACAAACCGUAGAGUUUUCCGACAACGAAGAGGAUACGAGGGAGGAGAUACUACUGAAUGAUAAUAUCCGAUUGCUCCUUCUCCCCCUAGACCUGCACACUGUGCAACUCCUUUUCUAUUCCAAACUCAAAGGGAAAGAGUGCUUAUGUAUUUUAUAACAUUUUUUAUGACAAAUCUUUAUAUCCCAAGUGGAAUCAAUUCAAACAUAUUGUCAUGUGCUUUGGGCCAGUUGUUUUUACUUUUCCAUUUAAUUUAUUGUUGUAGUUUUUAGUAUCGUGGAUGGUUUUGUAUCGCCAGUCCUUCUUCCAUGAUGUGAAGGAUUCGUCGGCACCAAAGCUCCAGAACGAAGUGGAUCUUUGAGCAGUCGUUGCCGUGUCUGAACAACCACUGCAGCCAUUUUGUCUCCACCUGAAUCUUUGGUUAUUUUUUAAGUAGCCGUCAUCAUCUCAUCACUUCACGUCGUCCAGAUGGAUCAAGGACUCGACGCUCCUCCUGCUGCCAAGAAGGAAAACACUUUGAGUUCCUUUUUCAAAGGGCAAACACUUGGUUUUGUCUAGAUGUGUCAUUUUAUUUUCUAUCAGUCUGGUGAUUAAUAGUGUGUAGUUUAAUCCGAUGUGAUCCUCGGAUUUAUUUUACGUGUGUCACUUUGUCAUCGCCCAGUCCUCACAAGCCAACCUGUUUGUUGUAUUUUUGUAAACGUGUCCUUAUGUUCAGUGUCAUUGAAUGUCAAAGCUCCUUACCAAACCCCCAAUCUGACUGAAACUGAUGCAACGUCCAACAAGCACCCAAGCAAAGCCAAAACAGCAAAGCUGUAGCAUCAUUCUUCUACACAUUUCAUUGUUAAAUAUCAAAUAAACCCUUUUUUUAAAAGAUAUUUGCUUGCACUUUAGGUAAGAAAGAUAAAUUACCUCAUGUUGAUGUUUCUUACAGUAAAUGUAAUUUUUCACAAUCUUAAGUUUUAUUUGCGUCUGCCCGGCUGCGUGAUUGAAAUUUCCCCACAUCAACCCACUGUGUUUUUACAUUUUUAUUUGUAAAGUUCUAAUUAAUAAAGUUUAUCAAAUCGUAA